Molecule: messenger RNA, 3429 nt
Organism: Adineta ricciae
Lineage: Eukaryota; Metazoa; Rotifera; Eurotatoria; Adinetida; Adinetidae
Source: the annotation of a GenBank genome assembly
AUGUUAAGUGGAAUAAGUCCAUCAGACGAAGUCAAUCGUCAAUCGAGUGCAAUAGCUAAACGUCGUGAACAAUUACGUCGUUGGGAUGAAUCGGAAACCAAUCGAGAAUCUGCUAAUGUGAAAAUCUCUCAACGUGUCAAAUUUCAACAAGCUUAUGUCUUUCUUGCUGCAUGUUCAUCAUCAGAUCGAGAUGAAGUCGAGAAAUUAUUACAACGCGGAGUCGAUAUCAACACAUCAAACAUCGACGGUCUAACUGCACUUCAUCAAGCAUGUAUCGAUAAUAAUUUACUUAUGGUCGAAUAUUUGCUCAAUCGCUCUGCCGAUAUCAACUGUCAAGAUAAUGAAGGAUGGACACCUUUACAUGCAGCAUCAUCAUGUGGAAAUCUCGAUAUUGUCAAAUAUUUACUGUCUCGUGGUGCUAUUGUCGAUGUUUGUAAUAAUGAAGGUGAAUUACCAAUUGAUAUUGCUGAAGGUGAUGAUAUUAUUGCAUGUUUGGAAGAAGAUAUGAGAAGAAAAGGCAUUGAUGAUGAACAAGCGAGAAAUAUUGAACACGAAAUUAUGUUAAAACAUGCACAAGAUUGGUUGAAUAAUAAUCAAAAGACAAAUUCGAAAAGUUUACCUGAGACAAUUGUACACGCGAGAACUGGUGCUACUGCUUUACAUGUCGCGUGUGCGAAAGGAUAUUUAGAUGUUAUUGAUGUUUUAUUACGUGCUGGUGCGAAUAUCAAUUCAGUGGAUAAUGAUGGAUGGACACCUUUACAUGCGGCUGCACAUUGGGAUAAACAAGAUAUUAUUAAAUUUCUUUUAGAAAGAAAUGCGGAUAUUGAAGCGAAAAAUUAUGNUGAGACAAUUGUACACGCGAGAACUGGUGCUACUGCUUUACAUGUCGCGUGUGCGAAAGGAUAUUUAGAUGUUAUUGAUGUUUUAUUACGUGCUGGUGCGAAUAUCAAUUCAGUGGAUAAUGAUGGAUGGACACCUUUACAUGCGGCUGCACAUUGGGAUAAACAAGAUAUUAUUAAAUUUCUUUUAGAAAGAAAUGCGGAUAUUGAAGCGAAAAAUUAUGCCGGACAAACACCACUGGAUGUUUGUGAUGGUGUAACACAUGAAUUAUUGAAAGAAUUGAAAGAGAAACGACCGCCAGUAAAGUCGUCGACUAAUGAAACUCCAGAUAAUAUAACUGCACCAUGGAAAAGAAAACCUGUUUCAAAUCGAACAGGAGAUGAACAUAAAUCAAUUCUUCGAACUGAAUCACAUAAUGAGAAUAAUUUAGAAACAACGAAUAAAACUCCUCCAACUCCAACUCCAACUUCAACUUCAACUACUUCUGCUCCACAGUCCUCUAUCCCUCCACCAGUCAAUCCUGCAUCUGUUGAUGAGAAUUUACCUACUUGCUCACCUAGUAUCAAGGAGAAAUUAAACAGUCUUCAACGUUCAUUACAUGACUUGAGUAAUCGAUAUUUAAAGAGCAAUCAAGAUGAGCAAUCAAAUCCUUCGAUUUCGACUAAUAAUUCGUCAAAUAAUGAAUUAACAAAAUCAACUCCAUUGACAUUUGAACAACGAAGCAAACAAAUCAAUGAAAAAUCGACUCUAAAUUCGACUCGGCCAGGAUUUUUAGUAACAAAUAAAUAUUCUCAACGAACAUUCACAAAUCCACUUCAAUCAUUAACAACAAAUAAUACUAUUAAUAAUGACUUUACUACUCGCGACCACCCAUCAACUAACACUCCAACAACAACAACAGCAGCACCACCACCAACGACGACAACAACAACAACUAUAAACAUUGCUUCAUCUCCGACACAAGUAUUGGAUACAAAAAUCAAUCGAAGUUCCAAUGAGACACAGCCUGAGGUGGCACCGAGAAGAUGGGGAACCACAGAUCGAACAGUCGGUGAUAAUACUUUACCAACGCCCACCAACACAGGCCCAUACGUACGUCGACGAUCAGGUGCCGGUGUCAAUGAUCAACCAACAACAACAGCGACAUCAACUAUCGUUAGUGUCACAUCAUCACUUCCGAUAGUGACAUCAAGUCCAACAACGAAUGUAACAGUAACGUCACCAAGUUUACUUGAUGAUUCAACGAAUGGUAAACGACGCUCGAAUCUUCCACCGAGUCGAGAUGAGGAAGCGGAAGCCCAACGUAAACAUCGUUCAGCACAAGCACGACGAGAACGACGAUCAACACAAAGCGUUACUGUUGAAGAUAUCAAAGCAGCUGAACAACAAAUCAAAAGUCAACCAAUGAAUAAUCCAGAUAAUUCAUCGACAAUUAUCACAAUUCCACAACCAUUAACAAAUACCAUUGAGACAACAUCAAAUGCAACUUUAUCAAAUAAUAAAAUCGGUGCACCAUCAACACCUUCGCUGGUUAAUGAACAUGAUAUAGAAACUGAACGUUUACAACGAAUUAUCGAAGAAAAGAAAGAAAAAGCCAGAAUAUUAAUGUGUUCUCUUCUACGCGUACGUGUAUUUACUCUCGAUACUGUUGAGACGACUGUUGACGCAUCUUCAUCUGGUGGAUCACGUCGAUUACGAUCAAGAUUUACAUCGGCGGAUACUGACAAUAUUGUCCCAUCAAUAACAGCAAACGAUUCAUUGAAUCUUGGUCUCAGUGCUUCGUUAGAUUCUCAACAACAACAACCACGAAGAAGAACAAAUCGUGUACAUAAUCAGCGGAAAAACACUGGAAGAAUCAUUUGGAACGACGAAACAAAAGAAGUUGAAAUUCGCGAUGAUUCCAACGAUUUAGUACCUAAAACCUCUAAUGAAGAAUCUCAUCGAUCUGACGAUCAAAAACUCCAAGACAACGCUCAACAACAAUCGACAACAAAUCCUUCAUUACUUGGAUCUCGUGGUCUUAUUUCUCGAUUUGAAAAUAAUCCAUCAACAUCUUUAAUCACAACAAAAGAUUCAGCAAAUAAUCUAUCUCCAACAUCUCCAACACCAACAUCAACAUCACGAAGUAUUCGUUCACAAAGUCAAGAUCCAUCACGUAAAUCAUUAGCAUUGGCAACAUCUUUACCUUCAUCGAAUACAAAUACUCUUAUGAAUGGAAUGGCUACUUCAACACCUUUUGCGUUGAAAAAAGAUUCGAAAGAAAAUACAGUUUUACCAACAGGAACAGCUAAUGAUGCAUCAGCUAUUAAACGAUUACAUGAUGAUGCAAAACGUAAAAUCGAUGAAUUAACACAGAAAAUCGAUCGAUUAGAACGAGAUAUCGUCGAACGAGAUCAAAUAAUCGAAAAACUCAAAACAUCACAGUAUAUCGAAUCAUCUCUUGAUAAACGAGAAAAACGUGCAUAUGAAAGAAAAAUUUCUGAAUUAGAAGAAGAAUUGAAAAAAAUGGAUUCAAUAAAAGCAGAUAACACACGAUUAAAAGAAGAAAAUGCCGCCUUAAUUCGCGUAAUCAGUAAAUUAUCGAAAUGA